UGGCAACGUUUGGGUUUGGCAACCAAGAAAAUAAACUUUGAUGUGUGUGAUGAGAUCGUCGAUCCUUGCUGCUGUUUUGCUGUUUUUCUAUUUUCAAAUUUGUCAUGCUGGAAAUGUCUUACAAUUGAAUAAAUAAAUAUGUCGCAUGUAGAUUCAGGACCACUGGCUAGCUACAAUAGCCUCCAGGACAAACACUUAGCCGGCUAUUUCAACAACACUCGCAUGCGAAGACAUCUUCGCAGAGCAGGUCUGGUCUCUAAAAAUGGAGACCUCAUUACAGAAACAACAUACAGGCUGAAUAUGGCUCGCAAGGAACAUCAGACUCAUGUGCGUGAUCUUCUUGCACAGGCCAUCGUGCACAAAGCGCUUGAUAUUGAACGUCACCGCCAGAGUGAUAUUAAGAAGAAGCUUGAAGAAAUAGCUAAGAUUGAGCUUGUUCGCCGAGUCAGGAUGGAAAAAGCACAUCAAGGUGACGAGGAUAUUGUACCAUUCUUAUCGCCUCGAGAUUCACGUUCUGGACGCCCUAAAUCUGCUGUUGAAUCUACUGCCAACCAUCAUCCAGGAAGGAGAAGGCCUUACACAGCACCAUCUAAACGGCACAAGUCUACCAAAAAAAAGCCAACUGUAUAUGUUGACAAUGACGGUUUUCCUGUUCAUCGUGUUAAACAUGAUCCUGAUAGCGACAGUCAAGAUUUGGAUUCGUCUUGUUUAAAAGGGCUUGAUUCGCAAGCUUUGAAUAAAGCCUCGUUGCACAUGACUGAGGAACCAGAUACUGGAGGAAAGUCACCGUACAAACUGGACUAUGCGAUGUCACCUCAGCCUCCAAAAGGUGGGCGUGGAGGCCGAUCAAGUUCUAACCGAACUCCUAAAAGACCGAUUUAUACUAAAGAUGGAAAACGUAUCAAAGCCCAAUCAACGCGGGCAGGAGGAUAUGCAUUACAUCGUAAAGAGCCAGCAUAUUCACACUCUGUGGCACCGCAGACCAUGUGUGAUGUGACGGUGCGCUAUAGAGGGCAGAGUUUCAAAAUAUCGUACGAAAAGGAAGAUAACCGUGAUGAGAUCAUGAUAUACCAACAGCACUGUGGAGGCGAAAAUCUGAUGGUGUUCCACGGAUGGGUGGAACCAGGAACUGAUUGCGUGUUUACAUCGAGACGACAUCGAGGCUACCCAUUUGGGAUGACUUUCUAUGUGAAUCGCGUUCAGGUUCUGACCAUCAGUGCCUGUUGCGAGUACAAGUAUAAGCCAGGGGUCAUCCUCGGUGGAAGGAAAGGUCACUUCAGAUAUGUUAGUGUUGAGGGAGCUUCACCAUGCUACAAAUGUCUUGUUGAAGCUGAGCUUGCCAAGAGAGAGAGGGACAGAUACAAAGGUACACAGACUGAUGUCCCUCCCAAGGAACCUGAGCCCGUAGUUCAGACGGAUGGCAAGUCAACACAAGUGGAUAUGGAGGACCAGGAGGAGAAAGAGGAGUGUCCAGUUGAUGGCGAAACAAACUAUGAUAAUGAUGACUUUGAAAAAGAGGAGGAAGAUAAGGAGGAGGAAGAAGAGGAGGAGGAAACAAAGGACGACUUGCAGCCUGAUACCUUGAAAAAGGAUGAAGAACAACCAGAGAGUAAGGCACAAAGUGACUAUGAUUAUUCAAAUGAUGAUUAUUUUGAAGAAGAUGAUGAAAAAGUGAGUGCAAGUGAAAAUGAAGCAUCAGGCAGAGAGGAGAAAAAAGAUGCAAAGAAAGAACAUGAUGAUAAAUAUAAAUCUUCUUCAGAUGAUGGAAAAAGUAGACACAGCUCUGAUGGUGAAAAAGACAAAGAUUCAGAAACUGAAAGUAGAGAUGCAAAUAAAAUCACUUUGGAUAAUGAAAGCAAAAUGGAGUCUUCUGAUAAAAAAAGAAGAAAAACGGAACAUUCUGAAGAUGAAAGCAAAACGGCAUCAGAGAAUGAAGGCAGCAGGGAAAGCUCUGAAGUUGAAAGAGUGAAAGAUAAUUCAGAAACUGAGAAAGAAAAUAAUAUAUCUAAAUAUGAAGAAGUGAGAGAUGAAGACAAAAGGAGCAUCUCAUCUGAAGAUGUUGAAGAACAAUCCAUCCAAGAAGACACAACUAUGAAUGAAAAGAAUGAAAAAGAGAUUAGGGCUUUUGGACAGCAAGAUGAGACUAGUGACCAGGAACCAAAAACAGAUGAGGAGGACAAUAAUGAUGUACCAAUAGCCAUUUUGGAAGGACAUGAGGAAGCAGCCAUCGAGUCUGAACCAGAAAGUAUCCCAUCAGAGAGAGGCCAAGGACGAAAAACAUCCUUUGGACAUUACAUUUCAGAGGAAUUUGUUGCUACAGACACUGAAGAUGAGAACAAGAAAGGUGAUGCUGAUGUUGGUACGAAAGAUGCUGCUGUGUACAGUAAUGAUGUAGAGGAGAAAAGACAGGAUAACAGUACCAGAGACACACCAGUACAGGAAGGAGAUGAUGAAACUAGUUCAAAGAAAGAAUAUCUAACAAAUGACUCUGGGUCUGACAAAGACUCAGUGAAAGAACAAAGUGUAAAUUACACUACAGAUGAAAAAGAAAAUGAAGAGAAGAGUAUGGAUUCAAAUUCUGAGAUUAAAGGAGGGAGUGAGAAAGAGGAUGAAAUAAAUCAGCAAGUGUCAGAUGCAGACAAGCAUAAAGAGGAAAAUGAACGAGAGGCAGAAGCAGAGAUUGCUAACAUGGACCCAGUUGAGGAACAUGACCAGGAAGGACAUGUUGAGACAGAUUCUGUAAGAAGUGGUGGUCAGAACAAUGAACACAAUGACAGAUACAAUAAACAGUCAGCAUCACAUCAUAUUGAAAGAGCAAGUAGCCAAAGUUCUGUAAACUCCAGUGGGAGAGAUGAUAAUACAAAAGAUCAAGGACCAGCUAACAAUUCAGGAAAUGAUGUAAUAACACCCAAUGUAGUGAAUGAGAAGCAGUCAUCUCAUAAAGAUGAGAAUGAAUUUGAUCAAGAAAAAGAUAAAGAUUCUCCCCACAAGAAAGAUGACAAAGAGACUCAUCAAGAUCCAACACCACUUGGAUCCAGCAGUAGUCUAAGAAGUAGCGAAGAGAAUCCGUCCACUAUUGGUUACAUGGAAGAUGAUACUAAGAGACCAUUUGAUAACAAAGAAUCUACAGAAUCGCAUGCAUCAACUGACAUUGCAGCAGGUGAUACUUCAGAAAAACAAAGUGCUAGUGAAUCUAAGCAUGAUGUUAACUCUGAACAGACAGCAAGUGGAAUGAUGAAACCACCACCACUAGUAAAAAUAAUUGAGCCCCAGGUAUCACCUACACCUAGUAUCCAAGAUACUCCUAAUGCAGAAUUGAACCAAGAGGAAACUAGAAAGAGGCCAACCUCUGCCACCAGUGUUAGUAGCAGCGGCAGCAGCUCCAGCAAUAGCAGCAGCAGCAGCAGCAGUGGUAGCAGUAGCUCUGCGUCAUCUGAAUCAGAUAGCGAGAAGCUCAAAAACCAUUCGGAUGAUGGAAAUACUUUGGAUUUCAGCAAGAGAGAUCUGUCACCACGUGGUGCUCGUAAAGUCGCUAAGGCUCUGAGAAAGUCAGAGAACAAAAACGUCCAAUCAUUAAUAUUAUCCGGAAAUCCCAUUGGUGACAGAGGGAUCAAGACCAUUGUCAGAGCAUUGGUAGAUCAGCAGAAGGACCACCUAGAAGAUGGAAAAAAAUCAAAGCUGGCUCACGUUAAUCUACGCGAUUGUAAAAUUGGCACAUCUGGUGUAAGUGAAAUUGCCAAGUUCUUGAAGAUUCAUCCUGGAGUGGAGACUCUAAAUUUGGGCUCCAACCCUGAAAUUGCUCUCGAUGGAUGGAAGCAGUUAGCUGAAGUUCUUCAAAACGACUCAUCAUUGAAGUCACUGAACAUCAGCGAUUGUGAAAUGGGAGGAGAUUCAAGUGCUGCACUCUUUCAGGGACUUGUCGAUAAUGAGUCAGUAAUUGAGCUUGAUGUAGAAGGAAAUAAUCUAGCAACCGAUGGUGGUAAAUGUCUGUUAGAGUUAGUGAAAGAUAAUGGUGUAAUAACUUCAAUACAGUUUGAGCGAGAAAAUAACUUAGCCCCUGAGAUUGUAUUGGAAAUUAAAGAAAUUUUAGAAACCGGAUCAUUUGUUCCAUAAAAUAGAUUUUAAUUGUCGUUAGCUUUAUCGAAACUCUGAAGAUUUUUUGAAUUUCUAAUAAAAUGUCUUUCUUUUGGCAAUAUAGACUAAGACUUUCAUCAGUUUCUCAAUUUCAGAUACCUUGAAGAUGAGUGAACUUUUAAGAUUUGGAUUGUGAAUAAUGUGUGUGACAGCUAAUCUGAAAAUUGUAAUUAAUGGGGCUUAAUGGAAUUUGUAAAUAUUGAAUUUUUAAAGAAUAUCGAAGUAGAGUUAAUUAGCAAUAUUUUACUAUUCACCUUGGUGUAUUGAAGCAUGCGAAUGAUUGAAGUUACUUCAUAAGGGGCAAUUGUAUGCAGGGCAUGAUUUUACAAUCCUUCUACUUUUCAUCACAUGAUUUAGUGUAUCAUUUGAUUGUUAUGGAUUAACAUUUGCUAUGAUGUAAGAUUGUAUCAUUGGUGAGAUAGGUAUUGAAUUACUACCCACAUACUGUUCUAAUUAUGUAUUUCCAGUUUCAUAUUUCACAUGGUACAGUAAUUUAUAUGAGCGUAUUUAUUACAAUCUUCCGUGACUUACGGAUGAGAAGUUUUUGUGCACGUUCUACAGUACUGAUAGUUUAAUACAUGUGUAUUGAAAACAUUGUUAUUGAUGUUAUACAAUAGACAAAUUGAAACCUUUAUGAUCGUACGUUAUCCUUCAAUAGUCAGGUUUGGUAAAACAGAAAUAUAUACAUAAAAUGUUUGCACAUUGAAGAUAGUAUUUGUAACAUAGCUUGUUCUAUUUUUCCUGUUUAAUGACCUCAAUUGACCUUGGAUACAAGCAUGCGCAGUUCUAACUACAAAUUGGCUUAUUAAUGUGUGUUUCACUUUAGUCCUGUGUAGAAUAUUGUACUCUUGUGAUAUGAACUUACAAACCAAAGACUUGUUUUUAUGUAUUCAUGAUUGCCUAUUUGCUAAUUGGUCUUAUGGCAGAAUGUUUUUACAAAAUUUCAUGGAUUAAUAAUUUGUAAAUAUAGAUAAUUUUGUGUAUAUAUUGGUCAAUUAUGAUAGUACUGAGGUAAAUUUAUGACAUGAUGUAUAGGAUGUAAUACAUUUCAGAUAUUGCUUUAUUUAAAGUUAACAUAGGGCUGUUUGCUAUGUUCAGUCCUGGUUUAGUAUAUUGAAUGUUUUAUAUACUAAAUGUAGCCUUGUUAGUACGAUAUAAAAUAUGAAAAGGACAGCACUUUAUUGACUAACAUAAGGUUGAUAAACUCUACCCUUCUUCCCUGCAGUAGGUUGCUUUUACUUCUGAAGAUUUUGAGCUGUAUAGUUUAGUACAGUAGAUAAGAUACUUGCCUACUAAUCCCAUUUUUUGGGUUCAAUUCUUGUGACAGCAGGACUUAUUCCUCACAAGUGAAGAAAACUCCACUCUCUAAGCAUCGUAAGUAGCGAGUUACUUGCUGUUUGAUGAAUGCAAAUGAAAGAAAAAGUAGUCCGCAGCGUCGAUUACUAUGUAAUGCUGCGCAUACUGAGUGCUACUCCCACCAUACAGUAUGUUAAUAUGCCAGUUGUUGGUGGCCAACAUUCUUCAUCAUGUGUGGUGGUGAUAAUAACCGUUUUCUUUAUCUGGUUGGCUAUGAUGCAGAGCGUACUUUGAUUUUGUCUAGAUAUGCUCUGACAUUGUCUUAAGACAUUUACAGUAUUUUUAAUUAAUGUUGAGGUUUCGUUUAAAUAUUGUCGUAACAGCAUUGCUGAAGUCAAACAAAAGUUCUGUAUGUCUCAAAAUAAAAUACUUAUUGUA
Molecule: messenger RNA, 5868 nt
Organism: Anneissia japonica
Lineage: Eukaryota; Metazoa; Echinodermata; Crinoidea; Comatulida; Comatulidae
Product: glutamate-rich protein 3-like
Exons: 14
Coding region: 139-4113 (1324 amino acids)
Molecular function (GO): protein binding
Source: RefSeq, a predicted model, not a curated record